Molecule: messenger RNA, 671 nt
Organism: Cucumis sativus (cucumber)
Lineage: Eukaryota; Viridiplantae; Streptophyta; Magnoliopsida; Cucurbitales; Cucurbitaceae
Product: GPI-anchored protein LLG1
Exons: 3
Coding region: 157-666 (169 amino acids)
Source: RefSeq, a predicted model, not a curated record
UUUCUUUCUUCAAUUCAGACGUGGGCAGGAAUUAAAAUAAAAAUACAAAAACAUAUUCUAAGUGGAACAAAUUCAAUUCCACAGCCUGUCUUUGCCCUCUCGUCGGAGAUCAAACAACCAACUCCUCCCUCUCUCUCUCUCUCUCUCGCCGGAAUUAUGCUCUCCCACCGUUCCUUCUUCAACUUAACAAUGCUUCUUCUCUUCUUCCUCUCACUGCUUUUCACUUUUUCUUCCUCUGCUUUCAUUUCAGGACAUGCCUUUGAAUCCAACCCUUCAAUCGGUCGGAACCUCCUACAGGCUAAAAAAGCUUGUCCAGUGAACUUUGAAUUCUUGAACUACACAAUCAUCACAAGCAAGUGCAAGGGGCCUCGAUACCCUCCCAAGUUCUGUUGUUCAGCUUUGAAAGAAUUUGCUUGCCCUUAUGUCGAAGAUCUCAAUGAUUUAACAAAUGAUUGUGCUUCGACCAUGUUCAGUUACAUUAACUUGUAUGGAAAAUACCCUCCUGGUCUCUUCUCUAGCGAGUGCAAGGAGGGGAAGGAAGGUCUAGAGUGCCCUGCACUCCCACCCUCCACUUCAGCUGAUCUAAGUUGGGGCUCGAAAACAAGCUUACCAUCGUAUUCACUGAUUCUCUUGACUGGAUUCGUACUGCUUGUACGGCUAUUAUGAUAAGG